Molecule: messenger RNA, 1702 nt
Organism: Lycium ferocissimum
Lineage: Eukaryota; Viridiplantae; Streptophyta; Magnoliopsida; Solanales; Solanaceae
Product: methionine gamma-lyase-like
Exons: 3
Coding region: 95-1432 (445 amino acids)
Biological process (GO): transsulfuration
Cellular component (GO): cytoplasm
Molecular function (GO): pyridoxal phosphate binding; carbon-sulfur lyase activity
Source: RefSeq, a predicted model, not a curated record
CUCUCUCCCCUUAGAUUUGCUCAAACCACACACAAAAUUUCCCAAAUCUACUUAUCAAAAAAGGCUCUACUAUCAUUUUUCUCUCGACUUAGAUAUGGCAGAUACAUUGAACCAAAACAAGAAGAGAUUAGGUUCCGAUGAUCAGUAUGACCAUCACGAUGAUAAUUUCUUCGUAACCAAAAAGUCCACAAAAUCAUCACUAACAUGGGAUGAUCCAGCUGCAUCGUUAGCUAAUGCUCGCCACGUGUUCGGCGAACAUGGCGGCGUUAACAUGUCCAUCGAAGCAUCCGCUACGUUCACUGUUAUGGAACCUGAGACGAUGCGUCGUAUGUUUACCGGUGAACUUGGUCCUGACCGUGAUUUCUUUAUUUACAGCCGACAUUUUAAUCCGACGGUGUUAGACUUAGGACGACUUAUGGCGGCGCUUGAGGGUACUGAAGCUGCUUACUGUACGGCUUCCGGCAUGUCGGCGACAUCGUCAGUGAUGCUACAGUUGUGUAGUUCAGGUGGACACGUGGUAGCUUCGCGUACCCUCUAUGGUGGGACCCACGCCUUGCUUACGCAUUUCUUACCCAGGGCAUGUAACAUAACGACGACGUUUGUGGACAUAAAGGAUUUAGAAAUGGUUAAGGAAGCAAUAGUUGAAGGAAAAACAAAUGUGUUGUAUUUUGAGUCAGUAUCGAAUCCUACGUUAACGGUUGCUAACAUACCGGAGCUGAGUAGGAUAGCGCAUGAGAAUGGUGUAACGGUGGUCGUGGACAAUACUUUUGCUCCGAUGGUGCUGUCACCUGCGAAGUUAGGUGCUGAUGUUGUUGUUCAUAGUAUUACAAAGUAUAUUAGCGGUGGAGCUGACAUCAUUGCAGGUGCUGUUUGUGGGCCAGCAAGUCUAGUGAACUCCAUGAUGGAUCUUCAUCAAGGGUCUCUUAUGCUAUUGGGUCCAACUAUGAACCCAAAAGUGGCCUUUGAACUUGCAGAAAGACUUCCCCACUUGGGCCUGAGAAUGAAGGAACACUGCAAACGGGCUUUGGAAUAUGCUACAAGGAUGACCAAACUUGGGCUCAAAGUGAUCUACCCAGGACUUGAAGCCCAUCCAGAUCACGCCCUUCUCAAGUCCAUGGCAAAUAAAGACUAUGGUUAUGGGGGAAUUCUCUGUGUGGACAUGGUAACCGAGGAACGCGCUAAUCGUUUGAUGAAUGCCUUGCAAAACUUCACCCAAUUCGGGUUCAUGGCUGUUAGUUUGGGCUAUUACGAGACACUCAUGUCGUGCUCAGGCUCUAGCACGAGCAGUGAACUAAACAACGAAGAGAAGGAGUUGGCCGGGAUUUCACCGGGAUUAGUGCGAAUGUCGAUCGGCUAUAACGGAUCGUUGGAACAAAAAUGGAGCCAACUCCAGAAGGCAUUAUCCAAAAUGCAAGAGAAAAUGGCCUUUUAGAAGCUGGAAAUUAAAUGUGAACAUGUUAAGUUGCUAAGGUGCUUUUUAUGUGGCUCAGGUUAAUCUUCUUUGUACUAAUAUCUCAUUUGUUUUGUCUUUUUUUUCUUGUUCCAAGCAACAUGGAUAACGUGUUCCAUAAUUCCUAUCUUUCCUUCUGAUUUGGAAGUAUGUCCUUCUAGAAAGUAGGUGACUUGGCCAAUGAUAAGGAAACACUCAUCCUAUUGUAAUCCUCCAGCUAAUUCAGUAGAACUUAUCCCAUUUUCUUUAAAA